Epithele typhae is the source of this 510-nucleotide messenger RNA. RefSeq lists its product as uncharacterized. The transcript has a single exon. The record is from RefSeq and is a predicted model, not a curated record. Lineage: Eukaryota; Fungi; Basidiomycota; Agaricomycetes; Polyporales; Epitheliaceae. Bases 1 to 510 code for a protein of 169 amino acids.
AUGCAAAGCUCGAUGCACAAGUUCCCGGUCAACCCCCGCCAGUCGUAUUCGGAGCGCAUGAUCGCUGCCCGUGCGCAGCUGCGCCAGCUCGUCAAGACGAAGCUAUGUGAGUACCACCGCUCCGCCGCCGCCAUCGCCGCCGCCAUCGCGCGCCCCGCGCCACCGCCGCUGACCCUUCCCCGCGCGCUCCCUCCCACAGGCGAGAUCACGGGCGACAUCCACGCGCAGAUGCGCUGGACGCGCCGCGCGUACAUGAAGGACAUCGUCGGCCGCUACCGCGUCCGCAUCGAGGGCUGGCCGCUCGCCGAGGUCCCGUUCAAGAACCUGAGCGACGUGACGAACCUGCCCAAGCUCGAGACGCUCUCCCGCGGCUGGCUCGCGGGCACGAUCUACUUCCGGCAGAUCACCGACGCCGAGUUCCGCCAGAUGCUCGAGGACCCCACACCCUGGGUCGGGCCCGAGGACGGCGCGACGGAGCACGAGCACGACGCGGAGGAGGGCGCCGCCUGA